UUUUCCUCUGGAUUGUUUUGGAAUCCAUGAUGAAGAGAUUUCUUAUCUUACUCUUGGCCACGGCCGCUCUAUGGGAUUUGGCCGUUUCUUUGCAGUGUUACACCUGCAUCAAAAAGCCCAUGAGAAGCUGCAACGAGACCAAGGAGUGUCUGCCCUCCCAGAAGUCCUGCCGGACAGUUGCUGAAAGCGGCGAAGUUGGUUUUCCCUUUAACGGAGAAUCAGUGGUGACCAAGGACUGUGCCAAUAACUGCCAACCAACUGACCCGAACGCACUCGGAAAGGAGAUGGAAGUCAACUGUUGUGAAUCGGAUCUUUGUAACAGUGGGGGUCUUCUUGCCGGUGCAUCGAGCAAUACCGACAAACCCACCUCAACCAAAGCCACCACUCAAGCGACCACCAAGAACGCCACUAAAUCUGCCACCCAAACACCAUCUAAUACUCAAGGGGUCACCAGCACAGCUUCUGUGGCCACAACCUACACGGCCCUGGCAAUGGGUGCGGUGGCCAUCAGAUGUGUCCUCCAGAUAUAGACAUGAACCAAUCUACUCUCGAUAGACUCAAAUAUAUAUAUAUGUAGAAAUACUUUUUAGAUUGUAUUUAUAUGUAGAUACUUUUGUGAUGUAUAUGACCUGAUACAGGGCCUUCAGUCUGGAACGUCUGGAGGGAAGAAACGUCCACUUUUAGAAAAAUCGAAAUGUUUUUCUUCCGUUAAUGUCGCUGGUUCCUUGCAGGUUGGAUUCUGGAGGCUAUCGGGCUGGAUGGCCACAUCCCAAUAAAUGAACAUAGACUACCAUAAUUUCAUGAUUUUUCAAAAAUGUUGUUUGCAUUUUCCAUGAUGAUCUCCAUCGUUAGAAAUCAUAUAAUAAU
Molecule: messenger RNA, 867 nt
Organism: Hyla sarda
Lineage: Eukaryota; Metazoa; Chordata; Amphibia; Anura; Hylidae
Product: ly6/PLAUR domain-containing protein 2-like
Exons: 4
Coding region: 27-530 (167 amino acids)
Molecular function (GO): acetylcholine receptor inhibitor activity
Source: RefSeq, a predicted model, not a curated record